Cryphonectria parasitica EP155 is the source of this 822-nucleotide messenger RNA. RefSeq lists its product as uncharacterized. Lineage: Eukaryota; Fungi; Ascomycota; Sordariomycetes; Diaporthales; Cryphonectriaceae. The coding region runs from base 1 to 822 and encodes 273 amino acids. The record is from RefSeq and is a predicted model, not a curated record. The transcript is spliced from 2 exons.
AUGGCUAUGCGCAAAGUGGAUGGCAUCAUGAAUACAGAGCUUGUCAACAAGGUGACCAAAGAGGCUGCUGUCAACGCCACUGCCAACCAUCCUGGCUCAGGAAAGGGCCUGGCGAUAUCUCCAGACAACAAUACCCACUAUAAGAUGCCCCAGCCUUCUCAGCCUGCUGUUCAGGAGCAGCCUCAGCUUAUCUCGUUGGUCGACACCAGCACAGACAACUCUUCCUCGCCGAAUGGCUUCCUGUACAGCAACGUCACGUCCUCUGCUUCUAUGCAGGAUCUUAGCAUUUUGGACCCCGAGACCUUUGCACUGUCUCCUGACAAAAUGGAAAACAGCACGGAGCCACAGCAACAGCACUCGACUAUGAAGCAGAUGCUCCCCUCCUCAGACACGCACCAGAACACAGCCCCUCUGCCUAAGGCCACGCUUGCUGGAGAAGCUGGUCUGAACAAAAUCCUCCUUGAGAACUCCCCUCAGGAGCAGGCCUCCCAAAAGCAGGCCUCAGAGCCUGUGCCCGCCAACACUGCUGCUGGCUCGCAACAGGCUACCAGUGGCCUGCUGGCAGGAGCUGGCGCCUCCUGCCUCGAAGAGACUAUCGAGGCCUAUCUGACGUCCAUUGACACUGACCAUCUGGUCUCCCUCCUUGCCAGAGCAGGACGCCUGCAGGACCUUGAAAGAGCAAUGGGUGGAAGCUCUUGGCCACAGCCUGCAGUCACGAGCAACCGACGGAUUACACAUGCUGAGUCUAAGCAGUGGGUCCAACGCUUCCAGGGCUUUACGGCUCGACGUUUGAACAAAAUGAGUCAAAUGGACAAGCAGUGA